Molecule: messenger RNA, 786 nt
Organism: Eptesicus fuscus (big brown bat)
Lineage: Eukaryota; Metazoa; Chordata; Mammalia; Chiroptera; Vespertilionidae
Gene: HIKESHI
Product: heat shock protein nuclear import factor hikeshi
Exons: 5
Coding region: 168-761 (197 amino acids)
Biological process (GO): protein import into nucleus
Cellular component (GO): nucleus; cytosol
Molecular function (GO): Hsp70 protein binding; nuclear import signal receptor activity
Source: RefSeq, a predicted model, not a curated record
GGUCGCGGGGCAGGAGGCGUUCCCGCCGCUGGCACAGUCGCUAUGUAGCGGCGGGGCUUGAAUCCUCCUGCUUGUUCUGGAAGGUGCUUGGGCUCCACCGGCGUCGCAGCCCCAGGACGUCUAGUCGCCAGCCUGGGCCCCGGUGGCUGAGCGGAGCCGCCGCCGCCAUGUUUGGCUGCUUGGUGGCGGGGAGGCUGGUGCAAACAGCUGCACAGCAAGUGGCUGAAGAUAAAUUUGUUUUUGACUUGCCUGACUAUGAAAAUAUCAAUCAUGUUGUGGUUUUCAUGCUGGGAACAAUCCCAUUUCCUGAGGGGAUGGGAGGAUCUGUCUAUUUUUCCUAUCCCGAUUCCAAUGGAAUGCCAGUGUGGCAACUCUUAGGAUUUGUCACGAAUGGAAAACCAAGUGCCAUCUUCAAAAUUUCAGGUCUUAAGUCUGGAGAAGGAAGCCAACACCCUUUUGGAGCCAUGAAUAUUGUCCGAACUCCAUCUGUUGCUCAGAUUGGAAUUUCAGUGGAAUUAUUGGACAGUUUGGCUCAGCAGACUCCUGUAGGUAAUGCUGCUGUAUCCUCAGUUGACUCAUUCACUCAGUUCACACAAAAAAUGUUGGACAACUUCUACAAUUUCGCUUCAUCAUUUGCUAUCUCUCAGGCCCAGAUGACACCAAGUCCAUCAGAAAUGUUCAUUCCAGCAAAUGUGGUUCUGAAAUGGUAUGAAAACUUUCAAAGACGACUAGCACAGAACCCUCUCUUUUGGAAAACAUAAUUUGAAUAAAAUAAUUUUUAAUGGA